Ostrinia furnacalis (Asian corn borer) is the source of this 1169-nucleotide messenger RNA. RefSeq lists its product as uncharacterized. The transcript is spliced from 7 exons. The record is from RefSeq and is a predicted model, not a curated record. Lineage: Eukaryota; Metazoa; Arthropoda; Insecta; Lepidoptera; Crambidae. Bases 15 to 794 code for a protein of 259 amino acids.
GCGUGGUAAUUAAGAUGUGGCGUUGUGAAGUUUUACUCGUACUUAUGAGUAUUCAAGUCUCUUUGUGUGUUGACAGCCCUAUUAAUGGAAAAAAUUCAACUAAUAGUAGACGAAUCAAUUGCAAAGAUAACAUUAAAACGAUAAAGAGCGAAAGAUAUAAGUGCUUAAGUAAUUAUGCUCUACGUCGUCCAUACAAUAUUCCGGGGUCUGGAAUGGUCUGUAAUGAAUCGCGUCUUAUUGAAGAGUAUUUUGAUCAGGAAGUAAUAAAAAACAUAUCACCGUGUUCUAAAAAAACUCCAAUCAGCGUCAUUUUGUUGCGACAACGUGAAAAAAUUCGCAGGUUUAUAGAGUCAUCCAGAGACGUCGAGACGGGUCAAUGUGUAGAUAUAUAUGGGGAACAUGCUAUGAGCAGUUGCAAAAAAUCCCUAAGCAACCCGCGUAGCACAAGAUCUAUAAAAACUGACAAAGAUUGCGCGCUAUAUGAGCUUCUGAUUAAGUGUGUCAUAAAAGAUUUGGAUGAUCAUUGCACUAAAUACAAUCAAAGCAUUGUACCUGCUAUUAUUUAUUUGAAUGAAAAUAAUUGCCAGCCUACCAAUCAAGAUCAACCUAAAGUGACAAGUGAUUCAAAAUCUCCCAAAACUUGGAUCAUUAUCGGAGGAAUCGUUGGUGUUUUAUUAGUUAUUAUCUUAGUGACUUGCCUAUUUUGGAAAUAUUUAAAAAAAGUACGAGUACAAGAUCUAUCGUAUAAUGUAAGCUUCUACCCAUCAAAUGAGAAUAAAGAAACAAAAAGUUAACUGGUUUUCUUUUUUACAUAGAAUAGAGUGCAUAGAUUUUAGUUACCCAGUACCUCCCUCAGUCCCUCCUAGCUCCUUAUACAGGGUAUAUUUAAAACUGCAAAAAAAUUGAGAAACGUAAAAAAUCUAACGCUCAUAGUCAUCAAAAUUUUAGUACAUUACAGAAAGAAAUAGAAUAAAGCAAAACCCUGGAAUAAAGUGCUCUGAACCAUAAUAGUAGGUAAUAAGGAGUAUUGCAUAUUAUGCGCAAAACAAUUGCGUCUGUAAGACUGAGGACAAGUAGAAAUGGAAUCUUGGAAAUGAUUGCUGAAAGAAAAAAUAUGAGGACCUCCGGAACAAAAGCCGACAACUUUUACUUUGCCCAAUUUUUUAUGC